AUGCGGUCCAACUAUGUUGCACAAAUAGCUACGGUUAUUUUACCGACUUUACUAUUUCCCGACCAUGUCUCGGCUAUCACGUUCAACAGUCAACAGGAGGACACGAUUAAGGCUGCCGCGAGCCAACAAGCAUAUGCCAUGAUGAGUUGGUAUCAUGGCAACGAAACCGGACAAACCCCAGGAGCUUUCCAGUUUAGUUGGUGGGAAGGUGCUGCGUUGUGCAACGCAAUGCUGAAUUAUUGGCACUUCACCGGCGACGAUACCUACAAUGACGAGUUAAGUGUUGCGCUGCAGUGGCAAGGAGGCGAUAAUGGCGAUUAUUUGAACGCCAACUUCAGUCAGUAUGCAGGUAACGACGAUCAAAUGCAAUGGGGCGCCGCUGCAAUGACUGCCGCCGAAUAUAAACUUCCAGAUCGUUCAUCGGGUUAUUCAUGGCUAUCUCUCGUUCAAGGCGUUUAUAAUAACCAGAAGGACAACACAGAAGGUUGGGACCCGAGUUCAUGUGGAGGUGGAUUUCGCUGGCAGAAAACACCAUUCCAGGGAACCGGUUACAACUUGAAGAAUGCGGUUUCAAAUGGUGGAUUCAUGAUGUUGGCUGCUCGGUUAGCCAACUACUUGAAUGAAUCUUCAUAUGCUGAAUGGGCCGAAAAGACCUGGGACUGGUCUAUGAGCGUCAAGCUCGUCAACAACCAAACUUGGGAUGUGGGAGACAGCGUCGAUGGCUCAGAGGGCUGCAAGACUGUUGACCAAACGCAAUGGACAUAUAAUUAUGGUGUUUAUAUGAUGGGUUGUGCACAUAUGUAUGCUUAUUCCAAUGAUACCAAGUGGCUCACAGCGUUGAAUGGUUUACUGGACAAAGUAUGGUCGACAUUCUUUCUUCCCAAAUACGGAGACGCGAUCGCCGAAAUUACCUGCGAGGGUAGUGAUACCUGUGAUAGGAACGGCAUGCUUUUCAAGGGUCUUACUGUGAUGUGGCUCUCCAAUAUUGCGCUGAUCGUCCCUUCAACCUACGACACAAUUCUGGCAAAGAUCCAGUCCUCAGCUGUAGGUGCCGCCAGUACAUGCACUGGUUUGGGCAAUGGCACCUGUGGAGUUCGCUGGUGGGGAUCAUACGACGGACAAAGUGGAAUGGAGCCAGAUAUCAGUGCUACCAAUGUGUUCAGUGUGGCCAUGUUGCCAUUUGUUGAUAAGGCAGAUGCAACGCCAGCGACACAAUCAACGGGAGGAAAUAGUACUAGCGAUCCUACUGCCGGACAGGCUGACGAUGACUCCACGAAAACUACUCCCGUUUCGAGCGGAGACAGAGCUGGUGCUGGCAUCUUGACUGUUGGUCUCGUCGGGGGUGUUGUUGGAAUGGCGGUAUUCAUGCUUAUGGGUCAAUAA
Messenger RNA from Penicillium malachiteum, 1383 nucleotides. RefSeq names its product glycoside hydrolase family 76 protein. The record is from RefSeq and is a predicted model, not a curated record. Gene Ontology annotation, biological process: fungal-type cell wall biogenesis; carbohydrate catabolic process. Lineage: Eukaryota; Fungi; Ascomycota; Eurotiomycetes; Eurotiales; Aspergillaceae. The transcript is spliced from 4 exons. The coding region runs from base 1 to 1383 and encodes 460 amino acids. Gene Ontology annotation, molecular function: mannan endo-1,6-alpha-mannosidase activity.